AAACGGGUCCGUACGGUUAGUCCAUAUUGGUACGCUCGACCGGUCAGUUCGGAAUUGUGGCUAGCCAUCGCCGUCGUGAUCGCUCGACGGUUGUGUAGAGCGCUUCUCUAUAGAGUGCAGUUUCUGUUUCUUGUUUUCCCGUGUGUACAGAGCUGUGUGGCAACGAGGAAAGAGACGAGUUAUUUUUUUUUGCUUCUACUGAACAGUAGUUACCUACACACAGUCUGUGGGUGAAAUCUAGAACGGGACCGUUUUGUACUGAGGUGUGAGUUCUGCUGCUCGAGCAAAUCCGGCCCGGCCGAAGUGGCAUGUGUGGAUCGUUCUUGUUGGGCUUUUCAGUGUGCAAAAUUGCAACAAAGCAGUUGCCUUGAAGUUUGAGGGCUUAUUAGGAGUAUACAGAGUAUCUCCAGAAAAGAGAAUAGCCUCGCGAUCGAUCGUUUCAUUGUGCAGUUAUUGCAGUGCAAAGCCGGCUAGUUGUGUUGUUUUAAUAGCGGAUCGCCGUGGAGUGUGGAUGUUUGGCUUCGGAUUAGUGCACCUUUUCAGCCAGUCAGUGGAUUGAACGUAGGCAUUGGAAACUGGCUCGUGUGCUGCGGGUUGUCGUUGCUGGUUUCGGAGAGUGCUGGAAGAGGUGUGUGCGCGCUGGGGCAAAGAAAAAAAAGCAUUGAAGUUAUCGAGGGUAGAUACGAUGUGUAGUGAUCUAUAGGAUUGAAAUACUAGUUUGUGGUCGAGUGUUGCCUUUUUCGGAAAGGAGCAGCCGCUGCAGUAGAAACAAAACAACAACAACAGGGUCGGUUUGGUGUAUUUAUGCAUUAAGUCAAGAUCGGAAAACAGAGAAUACGAUACGGGAUAAAAAGGCUAUAAAUAUAUAUACACACACGCAAAAAAGGCGAAGCGUCGUGCUUGUUUUGAACGGGAGAAAUACAUGCAGUAAACAAGUUUUAGCACAAAAAUGAUGAAUCUCUUGUGAGUCGUUGUCCCCGUUUUUGGAGAAGCGAACCAGGGUAGUGUUUGGAUAGGAAACCCGCUAGAAGGACGAAGUUCAGGGCUUAAGACAAAAGACACCAGAAAGCUGAAAGUGGGAAGAAAACUGUUAACGAGCUGUUGAGUGGUUGCCUCGAACAAGACCGAUAGUUUGGCCCUGUAAGACCGACGUUUCAGCUGGAAACUUUGCGAUGUUCAUGUUACCGCGAAAGAAGCUGCAGUCAGUAUUGUGAGAGCGUCAGCUACAUAUUUAGGACCAACGAUCGAUGCCUGAGAAGGUUGCAUGAGCGCAGAAAGAAGUCAGUCAGUCUGUAUGUAAAGCAGCAUCAUGCCUGAAUUGUUCAGCGGGCAAGUUAGUUAGCUAAAAUAACACAAUAAGUUGUACCUGCUCUGGUGCUUCGGUGAAAAACUGCAACAUUUUUAUUUAACGGAUUCCAAGCAGCGGCUCACUCGGCUGGUGGAAAAUUUUCAACGAACGAUUACGGCAACCAUUCACCGGAAUAAACGGCAAUUACUUUUUCGGAGCAACGCGCCCCGGUACGGAUGAAACAAAUACCCCAACAUCAAUGAGUAUGUGCGCUAGAAUCAUUUCAUCGUUUUACAACAGUUGUGAACUGCAGCAGGACGCUACUGGGCAGGACCGGCACAGCCAAUAGAAAUUCAAAUCAGAAGCACUUUUCUUCCGGAAUUGGCGACAGCAGAAAGGUCGGCUGCCUCCGGUGCAGCGAAUAAUUCAUCAGCAAUGCCAACGACCACGGUGAAAAAGGACACAAAUGAACAGCACAGUGAUGGCGAUAAUGAAGAGGAAGAACCCAAGGACAUGAAAAAUGCGCAUCUCAUUAUCAACGAGCUAAGAUCUCGCUGCCGGAACCAGUCGGAGCAGAUAAUGGCGUGGAAGAAGGCUUACGCACUUCAGCAAGAGCAAAAUCACCGGCUGCAGAAGGAGAAAGCAGAACAGCUCAACUAUUUGACCAGCCAGCUGCUGCUGCUGGAGUCCCGGAUAAUGCGCAAGCAGAAGCAAGUGUCCAACAUUCUCUACCAACGGGAGCUGACCAUCUUUCGGCAGCAGAAGAUCAUCGAGACGCUAUCUAGUCGCCUGAUCGACCACGGCAUCAUCGAUGUCGUUCUGGAUCCGGCCAUCAGCCUAAGCACCACUAACAACAGUAACAAUAACAGUAACGAUUUUGAUUCGCUCAACGAUUCCGACUCGGCCGUAGUGCUGGAGGAUGCCGAUUCCGACUGCAACAGUUCCAUCUACUUUGGCGGCGGUGGGGGUAGCCUAAAGUCUCGUUGCGGCGGGAAUAAGUUGAACAACGAUGUGACCAUAGUGAGGUCAAUCUCCGAUGCGAUUGAAACGACGAAUUUGAAAUAUAAUAAUACGAGGCGAUCGAACUGUUUUUUGAGGCGUCCGGAAGUGCUGGAAACGGUUUACAGUGUGGAAGAGGAUCCUGAACCACAGGGUGCUGGUGGUGGCGGGGGAGGGGUCGGUCCCGGAGGCAACAAAGCAGAUGCUGUAACGGAAAAACGGGACAAGUUUAAAAAUCGAACUGAAAAAUGUAUUUCGUCCGAUCAGUCGGACGACUCCAAGGAAAAUCAAAGUACAACCACAACCAAGUUCACCAGUACAACAAUGACCACCGUGAUUAUUACCAAGACUAGCUGCGACGGUGAUUCGGGAGGAUGCGAAACUCCCCCGGGAAGCAUUCAAGGCUGCAAGGCCGGAGCGGUGACCAACUACAACAGGGUCAUGUCGAACCACCGUUCGGUGACCAAACCGAAGGAUGUAAAGUAUAAACGCAUCAACAAGGCCAAAUCGAAAAGUCUGGAGGAGCUACGGGGCCGGCUGAGGCACUGGGUCGAACGGGGAAGCUGCAAUAUGAACCUGGACGGGGGCCUAGCUCAUCUGGAUCCUUGCCAACUGCAGCUACAGCAAUCGCAGCAAAACCUAGCGCAAAGUUAUGCGUGACCUGAGCCAAAGCCCCACGUGCGGGGAAGCAUUUAAUGAUUAUUAUUUAUUACCGGUUAGCCAGGCAUUUGCAUGCCAGGGACGUUUUUCCGAUUCUGGCACAGUCGUUUGAACGUUCGAAGGGCCGCUUUGGGAUGUGAUUGAAAUUUGAAGUGUAACAGGAAAAUGAACAGAAUAGAAAACACAGCUAAUUAAGAUUAGUGUCGAGUCCUUAAUAUUUGUGAAACAAUUGUACAUAAAAGAGUGAUUUUUAAAUUUAUUUAUUACACUAUGAAUUGUCGGUGGUAAACCAAGAAAUUAAUCAAAGAGAAAACAAUCAUUUUUUUCAAAUCGUAUAUAAUAAAUAUCUAAGAUUCUGACUGAGUCAGGUUACCUACAGACAUGGAAUAUGAAAGCGAACAGAUCGCUUACCAAUGUGCUUAGAAAAGAUAACACUGGAAGAUGUAUUCGAUAGAUUUGUGAACAAGAUUCAAGCCUAUUAUAGCUUUUGUACUAUGCACGGAAUUUAAAGUAUACAUACAAAAUAUCAAGUAAUCGAUGAUGACUGCUUUUUAGGACGCAGCUCAAGUGAUCUUUCUAUCCAAAGUGUGUUUCAAAGAGCGAGAGAGAGAGAAAUGGCAAAUUAACUGAACAAUCUUUAUUGGAGUGAAAUUGUGAACUCAUACAAUUCUAUAAAUCGUUCGAUUUAAGUGAAGAUGAUUGUAAACGAGCCACAAACGGCUCAACCCUGUACAUAAAUUCAAUUCGGAACAGAAUUUGAAAAACAUAAGUCCGCGAUCCUCAAACAAGGGAGGAAAAUAUUAUGAAUUUAAACUAAUUACUAACAUUUAAGAGGCAAGAUAAAUUGAGCAGCAAAUGUUCUUUUGCUAUAAUUAGCUAAAACCAAAAGCAGCAAAACAACCAUCCUGUGUAUAAGAAGUUUUGAAUGCUUAUUAAUCUAAUAAAGAAAAUGAAACCUUCUGUUCUAUAUACAGAUUC
This is a messenger RNA of Sabethes cyaneus, 3925 nucleotides long. RefSeq lists its product as uncharacterized. The record is from RefSeq and is a predicted model, not a curated record. Bases 1724 to 2947 code for a protein of 407 amino acids. The transcript is spliced from 6 exons. NCBI's taxonomy places the organism in Eukaryota, Metazoa, Arthropoda, Insecta, Diptera, Culicidae.